Molecule: messenger RNA, 2187 nt
Organism: Cooperia oncophora
Lineage: Eukaryota; Metazoa; Nematoda; Chromadorea; Rhabditida; Trichostrongylidae
Source: the annotation of a GenBank genome assembly
AUGAUGAACGCUGUGCUCGGCCGAGGUUUUCAAUUACUGACCGAGAUAAGGCAAGAAGAAGAAGCUGCGAAUAGGCAGUUAGAUGAAGUGGUCAGCCGAUGUAAUCAUGCCAACGUCGCAUGUGAACUAGAUGAAAAAGCGCGUGACAUCAGUUUGCUGAGGGAUCCCGAUAGCGCUGAUUUCUAUAAGUGCCUUUCAUAUCAACUUUUUCGUCCAGUGUUCGCUCUUUUAGGAGAGAAUCAGAAAAGCAUACCUAACAAUUCUGAAAAUCUACAACUCAAAGUGGGAAAUAUCAAUACGCAGGAGAUUAUCAACAAGGUUGGAUCAUGGGGAUCAAACAUCACCUCUUCGUGCCAUGACCUUGGAUCGGAAGCUCUAACAAGGACAGUAUCAAAACUACGACCAGAUGAAGCUUGGGAUGCGAAGACACCUCCACCCACAAUUGGGUGCGAUGCGGUUCUCGAUCUGAGCGUAACUCCUCGUGAAGUGCCUUUAUUCUUCUUAUCGGCAUUCAAUAAUUUGUGGAUGAAAUUUAUUCUGAAUGCAUGUAAACCGGAUAACUUCACGUUGUUGAAACCUGGCGAGUGUGAUCCUGUUCCCCCUUGCUCAGAAACGUAUUCAACGACAGAAGGUUCUCCGCCGGGACACCGUGAAGAACAGUGUCUCCCAUCUUCGUCAGAGAAAAACUCAUCGACAGUUAUUUCACCUCGAGUGAAGCGCUUACCGAAUAGGAUAGUUGUUCAUCGGAUUCUUGCUCUGAAUUCUCGAGAGUCUGCUUUUCGUAGUGCUAGAGAUGUGCUGCUCACAUGCGAGGAUCUCUUUUGCAUUGGCCAUCGUCUGUGCUCAAAACGUAAUGUCCGGAUAAAGCGCUCUCAUUUGCUGAGGAUGGUCAGUGAUGCGUUAGAGAAGAUCGAUUUGGACCCAAAUUAUUCGGCGAGAAUCAGUUAUGAUGAAUACCCUACAGAUUACUGGGAUGUCACAGAUAUGCGUGAUGUUGAGGAAAUAUUCGAUGCUAUGUUCAGCUCUUGUGCAACGGCGCAUUUCCAAGGAUGGUCCUAUACUAAGCUGAUGCCGAUGGCUAUGGUACUCUAUGUCGCAAAUUUUCACUUCAAUGACUUUAGCAAGUACUUCGUAGUACGGUCUGAUCUAUCAAACUCUAGAAAAAGAAAUUCCGAGAGUGAUAGCUUGGACUUCAAUAAUGAAAACGGUUCAUCUUUUCCGGCAGCUGUCAAACGAGGGCAUAGCUAUAAUGAGCAGUCGGACGAUCAUACUGGCCAGUCUCCAACUUCCUUCUCACGUCACAGCACAGCAGCAGACGAUAGGGUUUCCUCUGCUAGGAGAGAAAGAGAGAGACUUAUUGUUAAGAUUCGGCGUUGUGGUGCCAUUCCAUCCGUGUCACAGAUAGAUCCCGUUCCGCCAUCCCAUGACGGGGAAGAUUCCAUCGCAGAGCCGGAUACUGGUAAACGGCCACUUGAUAAAGAUGGUUCACAUGCGUUUUGUUGGACAUGCAACGAUAAUACGGAGAAUGCGGAGGAAGUUAAGGGAAUGUGCUCCAAGUGCCCGCGAGUGUUCCAUGCCAAAUGUCACUUACCACCUAUUGCAGGAUCUUGGGAUGACACUCCAGAUGAUUGGGUGUGUUCCAUUUGUGAGCGAAUCUGUGACGACGGCUCGCCAGCAAGUAAUUUAAAGUUGUGUUACAAAGUGCUGUUAUGUUGUUACGAGCAUGCUGAAUGUGCAUCCUGUUUUGCACAGCCGGUUCCUGAGAGCACACCGGGGUACUACAAGGUAAUUCACAAUCCUAUGGAUCUUGGUACGAUAGCAGCACAACUCCAAAAUAGCAGUUCGUCGAACGCCAUGUCGGUUUCCGAGUUUAUCGAGAAAAUGAACACGGUCUUUCGGAACUGCUCCAAAUUUAACCCGAGACACUCGCCUGUUGCUGAGGCUGGGCGUAAAGUUUGGCAAUCUUACCAAUCCGCUGUCAAAAAGUAUCUGCCAUCUUAUACCAAAGAUAUCUGGCUGUCUCGCUUCAAAAACGUCGGAGGAGAUCGUCAAGCAAAGGUGACUCUAAAACACCUCGGCUAUCAUCGUCUUGAACACCUCGGUUAUCGUCGUCUUGAUGAAUUGCCAGCGGAGUUCUUUAUGCUGUCAGCUCAUCAAGGAGCAACCCAAAGAAAUAGUGUCUCAUGA